Aquila chrysaetos chrysaetos is the source of this 4198-nucleotide messenger RNA. RefSeq names its product HPS3 biogenesis of lysosomal organelles complex 2 subunit 1 (gene HPS3). Gene Ontology annotation, cellular component: cytoplasm. The transcript has 17 exons. Gene Ontology annotation, biological process: organelle organization. The record is from RefSeq and is a predicted model, not a curated record. NCBI's taxonomy places the organism in Eukaryota, Metazoa, Chordata, Aves, Accipitriformes, Accipitridae. The coding region runs from base 221 to 3253 and encodes 1010 amino acids.
UCUGAAGAAAGACUUGGUGCAUUUCGAACCCAAACCGCCUUCCUUUUUGCCUCCGGGAGGCCGCAGCCUGGCGCGCCGCCGCCAUUCCUGCUGUUGGUGCUCCUCCUGCUGCUGCUGGCGCCGGCCCUGAGCCGCCCCGCGGAAGUGGCGGUGGGGGAGCGCGGCCCCCGGAGGCCGGCGGGCGCUCUUUGCGCGGCCGUGGCGGAGGUCUUCGGGGACCAUGGUGCAGCUUUACAACUUGCACCCCUUCGGGUCGCAGCGGGUGGUGCCCUGCAAGCAAGAGCCGGCGCAUUUCUGCUGCGGCCGCGAUGUGCUGUUCGUGGCCAGCGCGGCGGCCAGCUGCGGGGUCGAAGUGUUCGCGGUGCGCGACCGGGGCCGCUGCGAGCCCCUGGGCUCCUUCGCCACGCUGGGUCCCGUGCUGCGCAUGGCGCACAGCCAGGCAGGAGACUAUCUGGUGACAAUUGAAGAAAAAAGCAAAGCAACUUUCCUAAGAGCGUAUAUGAACUGGAGAUGCAUGUCUGCAGGGAGUUCUCGUGUUUGUGUUCGUAUGGUUGGUCACAAGAUGGAAGAGUCAUACAGUGAAACCUUAAAAGAACAGAUGUCAAUUGUGGAAAUGCCACUUUCGGAUCCUCCACUGUGCAUUUCAUGUUGUCCUGUAAAUGGAGAUCUUCUUGUGGGCUGCAAAAAUAAACUAGUCAUGUUCUGCUUGAAAUAUCUGGUCAUAAACCAGAAUUUGACUGUGUUAGACUUUGAACGCUCCUUAAUUUUACACAUUGAUAACCUCAUUCCUGCUGAAGUUGCAUUUUGUGCCAGACAUAUAGCCAUAACAACAGAGCUGGAUGUUCUGAUCCUGAAACUGGAAGUGGUCCAGCAAAGUGCAGACAGGACAGAGCAAUGUGCACAUAGAGUUAGUACACUAGAAAAGCCUGUGGAUGGAGGUGUAAAAAAAGAUGAAGGCCCUUCAACACAUACUUUACAGCUUGAGUUAGAUGAGUUCAUCGUAUGUCAGAAGCCAGUGGAACUGCUUGGGGAAGAAAGUAAGCUAUGUGAGAUACCCAUCACACUGGAAUCCACAGAGUUACCUACAGAAGACACAAAGCGCUUCCAAGUGCGGUAUCUGCUUUUCAGGCGUUUUACACCAGACCAGUCGCCUUUUGGGUUUUGUGAGGAGACAAAGUUGCACUCUGUUCAACUGCUUCCUGUAUACCAGACAGGAGGUUCUGUGACGGCUCAUGAGGAAACUGAGAACAAGAAAGAACUACUGAGUCUCUUUUGCUUUUUCUCUUUACCUCAUGUUGGAUAUCUCUACUCUGUUGGGAAGUUAGUAGAACUGAUUUCUACUUACCAGUAUUCAGAGAAGUCAGAGCAGGCAGUUCUCACUCCACAGUUCCUGCACGUCAUUACAAGUGAGAACCUGCAGUGUUUCACAGUGCGGUGCAGUGCAGCAGCAGCUCGUGAUGAGGAUCCAUAUAUAGAUACGACCGUGAAGGCUUGUCCACCUGUUGCAUUGGAUGUCUGCACAUUAAGAAUGCAGCUUUUUAUAGGACCAAGAGCUAUCUGUCAUUUCAGAAACCAUAUAAUUCUUUUGACUAAGGCAGACAUGGAAGAUAUUACUGAAAGAAGAAAGCCUACAAGAAGGAUGCUUUCCAGAAAGGCUGACAGCAUCAAAUCCAGAACAAAUUCUGAGUCAGAACCUGGUUGGAAUUUAUAUAUUAUAAACACUGUUUCAACCAUUCAGCUUUACAGAGAAAUGGUAGAUUAUAGUAGAACUUACGAAAAUGUAAAAACUGAGAGUUGCAUCCAUCUUCUAAGUGAGGCUCACUUACUGGUCAGAGCAGCUAUAAUGGACCCUUGUUUCCUUACAUCAGAUGAGAAGGAAGAACUUCUAAGAGCAUUCAGAGAAAGUUGUGCCUUCUUAGGAGACUGCUACAGCAGGUUUGACACAAAGGAUUACCACCUUGCUUUGCCAUACUACAGAAUGUCAGGUUUAUCCAUGACUGAAGUUUUAAAGAGGCUAGUUUCAGAAGGUGAUGAAAUGCAGACAUAUGAGAGAGGAUUUGUAUUUUACUUAACUCACUCUCUUAAUGAAGACUUAAAUGAAGAAUUAAGUAAGGAAUCAGCAAAUAAAGUUCUCCAGAUAUUCUAUCUUGCUGACCCUGUGCAGCUGCCUCAUAUCCUCUGCAGCCCCUGCAUGAGAAACGUAUGUCCUGUGACAGCUGUGAAGUAUCUUCAGAAAGCAGAAAAGAUUAUGCCAUCAGUGGUCCUGACACUUACUAAGGCUUUCAUGGCUCUGAAAAUGGGAGACUUGACAUUGUAUGAACAUGAGAUGGACUCCUAUAAGGAGACAAUACUGGCCUGUGGCUUCAUUGGACAACCAAAACUCUUGAGACAGCGUAAGGAAGGAAUGGUUCUGCCAACUGAGUUUGCUGUUUACCUGAAGGAGAUGCAGCCUGGUUUACUGGUGGCUGCCACUGUGGCUUUACAUGAGAACAGUAAAAUUGAACUGGAAGAAGCAGAUACGUUUUUCAAGCUGUUGUGUAGUAACAGUGAAAACACUAUUCCUCAGCUCUUGGUGGAUUUCUGGGAAGCUCUUCUUGUAGUGUGCUCUCAGGAAGAAGUACUUCAGGAGCUUUUAUUGAGGGUUACUUCUCAGUAUGUUUGGAGAAUAUCAAAGCAGCAGCUUCCUGAGACUAAGCCACUGAAAACAGCAGAGGAUCUGAUAAACUCAUGUAAUCAUUUUGGGUUGAUUUUCCCAUGGGUAACUUCCAUAAUGUCAGCGGGAUCUCCAUCUGAUAAAGAUUACGGUGACGAUAUCUCAAAACUACAGUCUCUUUUAUGUAGUCAGUCAAUCAAUAUAGCUUCAGCUCUGCCUGUUUUGGAGCCUCUGACAGAGGCUGGCAAUGUCGGCCUCACCAUCCAUGUUCUCUGCAAUACCCGCCUAGGCAAGUAUGAGGAAGCCAUUGACCAGCUUCUCAAAAGGUGUCCUGAUGCAGCUGUAUUAUACGCUCAGCAUGAGCUGAAAGAUGACAAUCGGGCGGUGUGGUGGAACAAGCUGCUUCCUGAACUUUGCAAGAGAACCAGACUUACUGGAAAUGACUGCCCUGGUCUUAUUUCAUCGCUGAAAGAAACUUUAUCAGUUGUUGCAAUGGAACUGGAACUAAGGGAUUUCCUCAGUCUUCUACCGGAGGAUGGAACUGCAGCAUUUUUCCUGCCACAUCUUCUUCACUGCAGCCAGAGGAAGCUGCUGACCUAAAACAAUGAAAGUCUACUAUGUGCUCAAAUACAAAGAAUGUGCUGGAAUAAAAAAGUAAAUGAAACAACCAGUAGAACUACGUAUAAGGUACUGUGGGACUCCCCUCACAUAAAUCACCUUAUUUCUCAGUUGAAACCUUAUGACAACUAUUGAAUGACAGCUAUUGUCUGAGGCAAAGCAUCUGUUUGAAGCUAAUACUAUUACACUCUGACAAAGGUCAGCAAACCAGAAUUCCUGCCAGGUAGAACUGAAUGGUGGUUGGACAGGUAAAAACAUAGCUAUUCAACUGUUAGGCAGAAUCACUCAUCUUCUCAGUGAGGGUGAACUUAGGGCCAAAACAGCUAGAAAAUACAGACUACAUUACAAUUGGACAUACAAUGUUCACUGAAAGUAAAGCAGGGAGCGGGUCUUAAUUCUGUGUGUGUUAGUUGGAUCACUGACCUAGGGAGGAGUUUAAGUUCAGGCAUGUGUCUAACUGUAUGCGUAAAAGUAAGUGCCUUACUCUUCUGAGUGGAGUUGAGCCCCACUUACUUCAUUUUGCAACAUAGACAGUCCCUUGAAUUCCAGCUAGCAAAACCAGUCAGCUGCUCUGUCAUCUUAAUUAAAUAUCCAUGCAAGUGUAACACUGAAAGUGUUUUCACUUAGCAAUUCACAAAAAAAAGCCAUAAUCAAAGAGAAAUGGAAAUGUUCCUAAGGGGAGUGGAAGAUAUGGACUGCCACUUGCUUGCUGGUUUUGGUUUUUUUCUUCUCUUGUUGUACUUGGUUAGUAGACAAGUAUUUGAAGUAUUGCUAGGCCGAAAAUUCUUAUUUCUUCUAGGAUUUUGGUAAGCGUUUCAGGUACUUGUGCAUGUAUGUACUGAUGCUUGUCUUUCUUCUGGGCAGAAAACAUCCUGUUUCUUCAGCUGGAAUUCAGUCAUAAUAAACUGUCACAAUGUUUAUGACUUA